This is a messenger RNA of Belonocnema kinseyi, 1015 nucleotides long. RefSeq lists its product as uncharacterized. Lineage: Eukaryota; Metazoa; Arthropoda; Insecta; Hymenoptera; Cynipidae. The record is from RefSeq and is a predicted model, not a curated record. Bases 313 to 633 code for a protein of 106 amino acids. The transcript is spliced from 3 exons.
GAUUUCGUUAGAUUGCAGCAGCUCAUAGUACACUAUUGACUACACCCUGCUGAUUUUCGGAUUUAGUGUUGAUGGUUGGCCGGGCUUAACCCACGAUUUCCAACGCGUAGGAUUAACACAGUGAAUCAACUUCUCAUCGCCAGUGACAAUCGCUAGUUUUUUAGCAUAUAGAAUUCGUAGAACGCUUAGUGCUUUCUAUUAAAAAAAUAUUUUUACCCAAGAUUUCCGUGUAAAGUGAGUGCAUUUGUUGAGGAUUAUUAGAAAAUAUCUUAUUCUUUCUGACAUUCGAUCCUGAAAUUCAUUAAAGGACACAUGGCAGGGGCAGGGCCGUGCUCGUGCUCCUAUAUGCAGAGAAUGGAGAGCUGGAACUGCAGUGGAAAAACAAUUAAUAUAUUUAUAGAACAUGUAAAUUCAGGUCCACAAGAUUUAUUGCAUACGAAUCAUGUGACACAUGCCGCUGCCGUUUGCAAUGGGCUUCCAAGUGAACCAUCAACGUUACUUUCUGACGGGCAUUCGUAUGAACCUUGCUCCAAAUCUUGCCUUUUUAAAUGCAACUCGAGGUCCCACACAACCAACAAUAGAAACUACUCCUGCUUCUACAUCGCCAUCCCCGGCAUUGCGAAUUUGCAAUAGCGAUAGCGAUUAGACAUCAGCUAAAACUAAAUCAUCGUUUUAUGUACAACAUUCAGUUUUUUCCUCAUGUUUGUCCCCCAAUGCAAUAGGUUUUGUAAAACUUGUAAAUUGGAUUAAGUUCAGCUAUAAAUAUGUGAAACCCGGUGUCACAAUAAUGAUAGCAGCAGAAAAUGGACCCAAAUUUUAUACUGUACACUAUUGCAUUAUGCAAGAUAAUUACGGAGCGGUUUUUAUCUCAGAGAAACUACAAAAUGUUUACUACGAUGAUCACUUUCAAGCGUAUGAAGUAGCUCAUGAAACUGACAAGAAACGGAAGUGUUUGACCUGAAAUGAAUUGAUUAAAGGUAUAAUUACGCAUAUUGGACGCGCAUGUAACGGAGUA